UGUUUUUCUGCAAAAUACGACGGGUACAAAAUGAGCCGCCGGUCCUUCGUUGCUCUUUCUGCCUGUCCGCUGACUUGCCAAGACGUUAAGAUGUUAGCAGGCUAACUAGCUGAAAAGGACUAAAUAAAUCGGAUUACCUGCUAACGGUAGCUUCCUCUGGGUAACAUAUAGGUGUCCCUUUCAAUAGCUUCCAAUUAGUGCAGCUCAGAUGGUCCUUCUGUCUAUUUAUUGUUGUUUUUAAAUAUAAUAAUGUCAGAACCACUUCUUUGAGUUUUCAUUAUUCGCUAGCAUUAAUAUCAUAAACUAAUCGGGUUAUUAGUCACAGCAUAGGGAGAGCUGUGGGUGGCUAGUGUCAGGAACCGCAGGCAUUAAAGUGGUACCGCUGACCCAGCCGAAAGUCCGGACGGAGCUGACGAGCAGAUUUAUGCGCUAGCUUCCCCGCCGGAUUUGGACCCAGAACUGAAGCUCUUCCCCCCCCGAAGGCAGCCUCCAGCCGAACCAGAGAUGUCAGGAAAAGAUAACGACAAGGAGAAACAGUCCACCACAGAACGGCUUGUAAAAGUUAUUGACGACACUGUUGGUUCACCGAGGCAUGAUCUCUAAGGUUGUCAGCUGAUUAAUAACAUAACAGACGUGAAGGCUCAGAUAUCUGCAUAACUCAGCCUGUGCUGCAGGAACAGAAUGCAUAGUUAGCUGUGCCAUACCCCCCCCAGCAUAAGCUAAGUUUGAAAGAACUAUUUGAAGAUGGAAAGCCCAAUGGUGAGGUGCUCCGCAAUCACCUGGUCAAAGAAGGCAGGGUGGAAGAGGAUGUGGCACUGAAGAUCAUCAAUGAUGGGGCCAACAUACUUCGCCAAGAGAAGUGCAUGCUGGAAGUUGAGGCACCAAUAACAGUAUGCGGUGAUGUCCAUGGGCAAUUCUUCGACCUUAUGAAGUUGUUUGAAGUGGGGGGAUCACCCAGUAACACGCGGUACCUCUUCCUUGGUGACUAUGUGGAUCGCGGUUACUUCAGUAUUGAGUGUGUUCUCUACCUCUGGUCGCUUAAGAUCAACCACCCAACAACCCUCUUCCUCCUACGUGGGAACCACGAGUGCCGGCACCUCACAGAGUACUUCACCUUCAAACAGGAAUGUAAAAUUAAAUACUCUGAGCGGGUAUAUGACGCCUGUAUGGAAGCCUUUGACUGCCUGCCACUUGCUGCCCUACUUAACCAACAGUUUCUGUGUGUACACGGGGGACUCUCACCAGAAAUCAACUGCUUAGAUGACAUAAGAAAAUUAGACAGAUUUAAAGAGCCACCGGCAUUUGGGCCAAUGUGUGACCUGAUUUGGGCUGACCCCGGUGAGGACUACGGCAGUGAGAAGACAUCUGAACACUUCAAUCACAACUCUGUCAGAGGCUGCUCAUACUUUUUUAGUUAUGCAGCAGUGUGUGAUUUUUUGGUAAAUAAUAACUUGCUGUCAGUAAUAAGAGCCCAUGAAGCGCAGGAUGCUGGGUAUAGGAUGUACAGAAAAAGCCAGACCACGGGCUUCCCAUCAUUAAUCACAAUCUUUUCAGCUCCAAAUUAUUUAGAUGUCUACAACAACAAAGCUGCAGUAUUAAAGUACGAGAACAAUGUGAUGAAUAUCCGACAGUUCAAUUGCUCCCCCCACCCCUACUGGUUGCCCAACUUCAUGGAUGUCUUCACAUGGAGUUUGCCUUUUGUUGGAGAGAAAGUGACUGAGAUGCUGGUGAAUGUAUUAAACAUUUGCUCCGAUGAUGAGCUCAUGUCAGAAGGAGACGACCUGUAUGAAGGUGGUACGUCGGCGAUGCGCAAGGAGGUCAUCCGGAACAAGAUUCGUGCAGUGGGGAAAAUGGCACGAGUCUUCUCCGUUCUCAGGGAGGAAAGUGAAAGUGUGCUAACAUUGAAAGGACUCACCCCUACUGGAACUCUUCCAGUGGGAGUGUUGUCAGGGGGGAAGCAGACUUUACAGAAUGCUACCAUUGAAGCAGCUAAAGCAAAAGCCAUACAAGGCUUCUCUCCAACAAGGAAGAUUCGCAAUUUCGAGGAGGCGCGAGGCCUGGACCGGAUAAACGAGAGAAUGCCGCCGCGCAAAGAUGGUCAGAAGCCAGACGGGACCACCAUCAACACCAACACCCCCAACAAGAACGGCACUGAUGGAUAAGCAACGAAGAUGCAACCCUCGCGUAUCUUCACACAACCCAUACCAUGUUCUCUGUAUGUCUCUGUCUGUCUGUCUCUUCUGCUGAAACUGACUGUCCGCCUUCUGCUCAGGCAGAGCACAGAAAUAGCAACUUCAGUGGAUAAAAACUGAUUGAGGCCUAAGCACUGGGAAAACACUUCCAACAAAAAAACAAGACAUACUGAAUGAUGAAACUGCUGGGGGGCAACCUGAUCUUAUUUAUUGAAGAUUAUACAUCUAUCAGAUUUAUUUAAUAGCAACUAAUGAUUAAAGACAUUGAACUUACAUCAAACAGAUUUUUUUUAAAAAGGAGAAUUUUAUAAAUCAAUUCAAAUAGAAAUAGCCCUUGUUAUGUAGGAGUUUCAGACACUUUAAGUUAGCUUUUUUAAUUAUUGUUGUGCUAGUUUAAUAAGGGAAAAGUACAAAUACUGUAGCCGAAAUUGCCUCAUUGGACUCUGUGAGGUUACAGUCCAUACAGUGCAGUGUUUAUUUGUUCUGAGUCACUUUAAAGAUACAUAAUAUGUGAAGAGAUGCAUCGAGAAAUCGUCUAAAACUCAAAAAUUCUGAUCUUUUUCCGACCAGUGAAUGCACCACACCUACCAGUUUGCUAUGACAAUAACACUCUUCAAAGUGGAAGUUCUUACAAAGUUAGGAAGUUUGCCGAAGCAGAAAAGCUGUUUUAAAGUCGACCAUUUUUGAUAGCAUGUAAAUCAUGUUGGUUCUUCAUUCAGGCUGUAGGAGAGCAAGAGAGAAUGAGACUUUCAGCAGAUAACAGAAAGGCUGUACAGUACACAGCAAAGUGGCUCUGUUUUAUCCUUUUAAACCUUGAACCUCGGUUGAGGAUCAUGUGACAGGAAGGCUUGACAUUCUACAAAAUAUUCACAAUGCGCACCGCACUAAUCACUAAUAUAAGAUGCUAAAGAUGUUUUAAAUCUUUAACCCUGUAAAACAACUCCACAUUGUUUGAAAAUAUUACUAAAACCCUGUUUUACAACUUUUGCAACUCCUAACAUCACAUCUGCUCCUGAUAAUUAAAGCCCGCAACGGGGAGGUAGGGCAGAGAAAACUUUUUAUAUUAUGGUUCUUUAGGAAAAGGCCAAAGUUUGACAAAUUCCAAUUGGUGCAUGUCUAGAUAUGUGUAGGGAAAAGUUAAAAACUCAAGAAUUAGGGAUGAAAAGUGUCAGAUGAAUGUAAUUUUAAUGUAAAAUAUAAUUUAAUUCGUAUUUAUCCUCUUCCCAUUGAUGUGGAAUUGGUUUCUGGUUGUGUCUACAGAAACAAGUUCAGGUAUUGUAGGUUAGGAAUGACAUUUAUGAGAAGGAUGUAAUGUUGAAAUGAAAUGAGGUACUGAUAUUUUGUGUGCAAUCACAAUUGCCGUUUGGUAUGUAUUAUGAUCCCUUGAUGGCAGCUAGGAAGCAUUAUGGGUUCAUAUACAGUGUUCUUUCAUCACAACCAGAGCCGCCAGUAUUCCCACAUCCUGUUUGGGGACUGUUCUUCCUCUUUCUUCUCUGGUUAAACUGUUGGACUGAAGACUUGACGAUCAAGAGAUGAUUUAAGACAACCGGUUUAUGUAAAAAUGACAUGAUGGUUUUAUUUUCUUGAAUAAAAGGACAUAUUUGUUGAUUGUGUCCCAAAGCCAUGGUCCUGCUGUCCCUGCUUUCCCCAGAACUGCUUCAUAGGAAAUGUAUUCAACGUUAUCACAGCAGUUCGAUUAGACGUUUUGUUUUAAAGCACUAAAAAAAGAACUGGGCAUGCUUCCUGGGCUCUGCGUUGUUUCAGUGUUCUCAUGUUGAUUAUACAGGUUGCAGAUUCCUUUUGGCUCUUAGGCAUGAAUAUGGGAGAAGGAAAAACAUUUGAAACGCCAGCGCUUUGAUGAUGCUGUACACAGACACAAUAGACUGAGUCACUGUGCUCAGCGGGGAUGGUGCUAUAAAAGGUACCACCUCCACACUCACAGCUGUCUGUCAAGGCCUAACCAUUCUUUCUUCAUCUCAAGCGUGCCUGACUCACAGAUACAGUAUAUUUAAGACUCGCCAUCCCUCUUAACUUGGUGGGCCAUCAACAUCUGCAGAGACCCUGGUGUGUGCAUGCUUUCCUCAUGGGUCCAAUACUCUCCAGGCACACUUCUGCUCACGGUCACUCCCAGCCCUUUAAGACCUGCUUUCACCAAAGCGUACAGAAACUGGUGCUCCGACACACCUGACUGUAAUUCCCUUGUCUUUAUCAACAAGGUAGGUGGAAAUAAGCUUUAGACUUUAAAAUACUCCUGUAAAUUGACAAAUUUGUUAAACAGGUACACAAAUUAGGCAGUUGUGCCCAUGUGCCAUGCCACCGUGGCCACACAUGUCAACAUCUGCAGGGUUCCUACACAGUCUAGAAAAGUCUGGAAUUUGAUGAGAAUAAAUGUGUAAAAAGAAAAUGGAGGGUAGAAAAUUAUUCCAUUGUCUAAAAGUUGAGUUUGUCCUUCUUCCCUUACUUCCUUCCUUCCCUCCUUCUUCCCUUCGUUCCUUCCUUCAUGGUGUCAUUUGUUUCUAGAGUCCUUCCUUGUGUCUGUUUUUGAAAUUUUUUCUUGUCUUUCCUUUUUUUGUUUCCUACCUGCCUUUUUUGCAUCCUGGUGUCAUUAUGUCCUUCAUUGUGAGCUUUUUUCCUUCUGUCCUUCCUGCUAUCCUUACGAUUUUAAUUCUGUGUGCUUCCCUUAUCGCACUGUUUUUUUUCCCUCCUUUCUUGCUUUCCUUUUUCAAAUCCUCCUUUUGUAACUUUCUCUUUCAUGUGUUCUCUAUUGCUUUGUCUGUCUGUCUGUCUGUCUGAGGUAUUUGCAGGUUUCAUAUUUAAAGUGUAGAAAUGUCUGCCAUAAAUUCACAGAAAAUGUUUGUAGUUAAGUUAGAAAAUUAAAGAAACUGAUGUUGAAAAGUCCGUUUUUUUUUGCAUGAAAACCGUGUAGGAACCCUGUGUAUGUGCAGAGACAUGUAGUGACUCAGGAUUUCACAUUUCAUUCGUUUGAACAUUUCCAGAAUGUUCUUUUUUGAGUUGCUGUUCAGCAGAUUUCUGAUAAUCUCCCAGAAAAUGAAGCAUUUGGUUUACAUUGAUAUCUGUGAUGUUAGAAAUUGUUUUUAAGGCUUUCCAUGGUGAGCCAUACAGUGUACUGACUCCUGUCAGACCUUAUACAUGUCUUUAAGAAUGUUUAAAGAAAUAAAAUCUUAUGUUAGCUGUAGUAAAGAAUCAAGAACUGUAUCAUAUAUGUCAUGCAAGGCCAUCAUUUUGUUUAUGUAGAUGUAUCUUUUGGGGGAAAAUAAAAUAUAAAUCUAAACAUGGA
Molecule: messenger RNA, 5490 nt
Organism: Girardinichthys multiradiatus
Lineage: Eukaryota; Metazoa; Chordata; Actinopteri; Cyprinodontiformes; Goodeidae
Gene: ppp3cca
Product: protein phosphatase 3, catalytic subunit, gamma isozyme, a
Exons: 15
Coding region: 864-2162 (432 amino acids)
Biological process (GO): calcineurin-mediated signaling
Cellular component (GO): calcineurin complex; cytoplasm
Molecular function (GO): calmodulin binding; calmodulin-dependent protein phosphatase activity
Source: RefSeq, a predicted model, not a curated record